Molecule: messenger RNA, 1656 nt
Organism: Amphimedon queenslandica
Lineage: Eukaryota; Metazoa; Porifera; Demospongiae; Haplosclerida; Niphatidae
Product: integral membrane protein GPR137-like
Exons: 7
Coding region: 68-1426 (452 amino acids)
Biological process (GO): positive regulation of TORC1 signaling
Cellular component (GO): lysosomal membrane
Source: RefSeq, a predicted model, not a curated record
GAUAGAAGGAGGAUCGUCGAUAAGGAAAGGGUUUCUUCUAUCUCAGCCAUAAAUAAUAAUAGGAACAAUGAGCUUGUCCCUGAGAGACAAUAUAGUCCCUGAACCCUCCAACAGCAGCUCCAUUGUACCCGCUGACAUUCUGAGCCAGAUACACAUUGGCGUCAUUAUAGCUGUAACUGUAGUGGUGGUCACCAUUUUCCUCGCCGUUUAUGUUCAGUUGAUGCUGGUUGUCUGUUAUGGCUACAAACUGAUCUCUUAUCAAACUGUCUUCCUUUUUAAUAUACUAUUGUGGUCGUCACUUCGACUCACGCUCUAUUCUUUCUAUUAUUAUCAUUGCUGUGAACUUGCUAAUAAUCUUUCCUCUUUUCCAAAUUGGCUGCUGUUAUCUGCCCCAUCUAUCUUUCUUUUUGUUUCUCUUGCUCUCCUUGUACAUUACUUUAUGGAACAUUUGGUAAAAGUGGUUGAAAGGCGGCAAGAGACAUUUUAUUUGAAUCCUUCAUACAGAAGAGUACACUUAUCAAGACUGAUAGGCACAGGUCUAUGGAUAUUGUCACUUGUUCUUUUUAUUUCUAUUAACAUUGUCCUUGGAAUCUUUCUUAACAUAUACACUAACACUAGCAAUCAGGACAUUUCCUCUGAUAGUACUCUCCUCAAGUCUCUCAGGAUCUCUCGUAUUGUCAUUCUGGAGGGACUCAUGCUCUUGAUGGGACUAGCCCUGGGUAUUUUCAUUAUUGUGAUUUAUACCACCAGAGCAGGCAAGGACAUAAUGGAAUCUAAGCAGGUCUCCAAAAAGCAAGCAAUCUUCAUAUCAGCUCUCCUUAUUUUGCUAUUCUCUUCGCGAGCUAUCUAUAACAUUGUCGCCGUAGCUAUCCAGUCGUCAAAUGUGAAACCUUUUGAUUACAGCAACACUCUCACAACGAACAUGGCCGAUUUUGAUGAGCACUCUUCUAAAGAAAGUGAUAUUGUUUAUUUCUGUGUGUUGCUGCUGUGGGAAGUGAUACCAAUUUGUUUGAUCGUUAUCUUCUUUCGUAUCAGAAGACCUUCUACACUCAAAUUAUUAAGCUCACAGUCAGAGUCCAACGGAGGAGCAUCUCGUCAUUUCUUUAAUUACUCAAACGGGUCCAGUUUUAGAAGUAGCUUGAGUGCUGGGACUUCACUCCUCAGAUCAAGCCAUGUCUCAAUACCAAGUCUGCCUGAUCCUCCUUAUUCUUCCAGAGGAGGAGGAGGAGGGCCGAAGACACUUGGAGGUGUAGGAGGGAGAGGGUAUGGCUCCACGGCCAGUAACCCCAAGAGCCAUUAUAGUGCUCCUACUAAGUACAGCAUUAACAAUGGAGGCUCACACUCUUUCAUGCCUGGUACGACACCGCCUCAGCUCUUUACUGGUAGCCCAACUCUGUUUGGUGAGAUCUCAACUCGAAAUACAUAAUGCAACUAUUAUUAUUGUUGUUAUUGUUAUUGUGUUAUUAUUGCUAUUAUUAUUAUUAUUAUUAUUAUUAUUAUUAUUAUUAUUAUUAUUAUUAUUAUUAUUAUUAUUUACUCCUAUUAUUCCACUUCCUUCAUUCAGCUGGGUGUUGUAGUCCAGUAAUUAUAUUAUAUUAUUUUUGUAUUUUUCGUGUAUCUCUAUUUGUAUUGAUGAUCAUGAAAGAAAAAAAGUAA